Messenger RNA from Hibiscus syriacus, 1269 nucleotides. Its product is annotated as zinc finger protein CONSTANS-LIKE 16-like. The coding region runs from base 31 to 1152 and encodes 373 amino acids. The transcript is spliced from 2 exons. Gene Ontology annotation, cellular component: nucleus. Gene Ontology annotation, biological process: regulation of DNA-templated transcription. NCBI's taxonomy places the organism in Eukaryota, Viridiplantae, Streptophyta, Magnoliopsida, Malvales, Malvaceae. The record is from RefSeq and is a predicted model, not a curated record. Gene Ontology annotation, molecular function: protein binding; zinc ion binding.
GUCCCCAGUUUUCUUUUUCUUUUGUGUUCCAUGUUAUCUACCAAGAAGAAGAUGGCCAACGCCGUUGGUGCCAGGCACGUUAGAGCUUGUGAUAGCUGUAUAAAGAGAAGGGCUCGAUGGUACUGUGCUGCCGACGAUGUUUUCCUUUGUCAAGCCUGUGAUUCUUCGGUUCAUUUGGUGAAUCCGUUUGCUCGUAGACAUACACGAGUUCGCCUGAAAACCGCUUCGGUUAAUUCCUCGGAUAGCUUUUCACCGUCGUGGGAUCGAGGGUUUACUAAAAAGGCAAGGACGAAGCGACCCGUGAAGGGCUCCAGAAGGAAGAACGACCUCGUUUCUAUCGUGCCGGAAAUCGGUGUCGAUGAGAUAUCGCAUGAAGAGAAUGAAGAGGAGCAGUUGCUUUAUAGGGUGCCGAUAUUUGAUCCCUUUGUUGCUGAAUUAUGCACUUCGACCGACUCUAAAGCUUUAUUGGCUGACGGUUCGAAUGGGGUUUUCCCUUCCGAGAUGGAUCUUGCAGAGUUUGCCGCCGAUGUCGAGAGCCUGCUCGGUAAGGGUCUCGAAAACGAGUCGUUCGCAAUGGAGGAGCUGGGGCUAAUCGACUCCAAAGAGGACUUUAGAGACUGUUCAAUGGUAAACGGUAAAGUGAAGGUUGAAGACGAAGAGAGUUUCGAACCUUUUGAGUUAAGCUUUAACUAUGAUUCCCCGGCAAGCUGCGGCCGAGAGGAUGAGUUUAAAAAGCAAGAAGUGGUAAAUAAGAGUAAAGGGGAAGUGGAAUACGAACAGAAUACAGAGAAAACGAAGAAGAAGGAACCAUUUUUGAGCUUAGAUUAUGAAUCAAUCAUCUCUUCAUGGGCAACCCAAGGCUCCCCGUGGACGUCCGGUGGCCGACCAGAUUUUAACCCCGACGAUUGCUGGACCGAUUGCAUGGGAAAUGAAGGAGAAGAAGUUCGCCAUAGCUACGGUGGUUUGAUUUGCAUGGGAGGACAAAUUCCGACAAUGGGAGAUGGAGCAAGAGAAGCAAGAGUAUCGAGAUACAGAGAGAAACGGAGAACGAGGUUGUUCUCGAAGAAAAUAAGGUACGAGGUUCGGAAACUGAAUGCUGAUAAGAGGCCACGAAUGAAAGGGAGGUUCGUGAAGAGGGCAUCGUUUCCAUAGUAUUAAAUUGCAGUUGUAAUAUCGUAACUGCAAUUACAAUUUAAUACUAUUAUCGUUUUGAACUCAGUGUCAGUCAAACUAAUCAAUGGUUAGUUCUUCCCGGUGUUUCUGCCUCUA